ACAUCGAACCGGAAGUUCAAAUUAAUCCAGUUGCCUUGACGGUGCUCGAGGGAAAAUCAGCCGGGGGGGACUACGAAGAUUAUAUCAAGUGGAUUUGACAAGUAACUGAGUCAAUGAUAAUGGAGCAGUGAGGCCGCUUUGACUAAAGUGAUAGUGUAAUGGAUAACAACCGAGUUUAAGAGCAACAGCGGAUUUUGGGAGCCCAGCUCGAGCGCCGCUAUCAUCAUCUGAAGUUGGGUAUCGGAAUCACUGCGAUGACUGAGUCCUCAAAGCCGCCUUCAGGGAGGAGAAUGAAGGCACGUGCGCCACCUCCGCCACAGGCUCCUCUACCCGCCCCACGCCACAUCUUCAGAAACACUGUACCUGAUGGGGGAGGGACAUCAGGGAUCGAUGCCAAGGAGAACAUGCUGCGGCCCACUGUGGAUUUACAGCUAACCCUACCACAGGGAUACCAGACUUGUGUAACUGAGGAUGGCAGCAAGGCGCUGAUGGACCUGCUGGUCGAGCUUUGUAGCCGCUACCACCUGAAUCCAGCACUGCACACCCUGGAGCUGCAGUCGCCCGACGGCCACACUUUGGGGUUCAAGCCCAACGCUCUGUUGGGCUCCCUCAACGUGGCCUGUGUCCUCAUCAAAGAGAAAGUCUGGGAGGAGAAAGCGGUGCGCAGACCGGCGCCCAAAGUGCCAGAGAAAACAGUGCGUUUGAUGGUGAACUACCACAGCAGCCAGAAGGCAGUGGUGCGGGUCAACCCGUUGGUACCACUCCAGGCUCUGAUACCGGUCAUCUGUGACAAGUGUGAGUUUGACCCAGCACAUGUCCUGCUCCUAAAGGACAGCAUCAGUCGCCACGAGUUGCCGCUGAACAAAUCUCUGACAGAUCUGGGGAUCAAAGAGCUCUACGUACACGAUCAGAGUCUAGUUCUCCAGCCUAAAAUGGCUUCUGCCCCUGCUCUUAACUACUCAGACUCCAUCCGCUCCAGUACUAAUAGUUUGGGCAGACCGGAGAAGAAAGGCCUCCUUGGUAUCUUCCAGUUCAGCAGGAGGAAAACCAAAACAGAAACAUCAUCUAUGGACAUGGAUGACUGUGAUGAUAAAGUAAUCCAAAAUACAGACACACAAUCCAAUGGUCUGUCCGCUGCGUCAGGAGUCCCCAGGGUAGAGGAUCGGCCCAGCACCUUGGGCCAGUCUCAGUCGGCCAUGAACAUAACCAGGAUGUCACCCAAGGCUGAACACAAGAAGAGAAGGGCCCCAGCACUACCCGGGGCCCCAACACCCACCACUGGACACACUAGCUUUGAGGGCUAUCAGAUGGGCCUUGGCUCAGAAAGCCAGCAGAGGAAAAGGAAGGCUCCAGCCCCUCCACCUACUCCAGAUUCCAUCACUGCAGGCUCUGACCACACGUCAGUCUCUGCCGCUCCCACCCCUGACAUCCACGCUACUGAAAUACCUACCCCAGCCUCCCGCUGCAAGGUGGCACCAUCAAAUACCGUCCCUGCUACGAUUGUGGUAAUGGAAACAGUAAAACCAGUCCCGUUAAAAACAGCAGUACAACCUGCACCUGUGAGCACUGCCACCCCAAUCCCCAGCUCCCCAACCCCAAGCAGCAGCACCACCGACAGCAUGGCUGUCCAGGAUUCCAGCUCUGAUCUCAGCCAUGGCCUCGACGACUCAGACGCUGAUCAAGACCAGGCCGUGUCCUACUGCAGCACCCUCACCAGCAGCACAGCUAGUGGGUCUGUGCAGGUUCAGGCUGCUACGAAAAGCAGCAGGGUGGAGGAAUCGGAAAAGGCUUGCAGCACGGCUGCCACAUCAAAUCAAGAGGUGACCUCGGCCGGCAGCUCCAGGUCGGAGACUGAGUCGGCCCUAAAUUUGAAACUGGAUGAAGUUGAGAACAACAGACACAGCGCAAUGGGAACCGCUGAUCGACCAGUGCCACCCAAACCUCGUCGCUCCCCUGCCCAGGAGCCUCCGCAGCAUGUCUCACCCCCUACCUUGUCCUCCCCUCCCAUUGAGCCCACAGAAAGCAUCUCCCUGCAGAGUCCUACAGAGGUGGAGGAAGCAGCUCCCCAGUCUUGGCUCCAUUCUAUGCAAAGCUCCACAGCUAGUUGCCAGAAACCAGAAACUGCAACACCCGAGGAGGAGACUGUGUCCUUGGGCAGCAGCAGUGGUAGCAGCAGCCUGCCUGACCAGGGUUACGCUGCCUCUGAAGGCAUGGCAGAGGGCGAGGACUCAGGAAUGGUCAGCUCUCCAUCUGACACCCAACCCACAUCCCCAGAUGGGAGUUUGUCCCUGGAUGGAAGUAAUGGAGGCGGAGCAGAGAGAACGCUGGGACCAGUGCGGGACAAUUCCAGUGACAGCGAUGAGGGAUGUGCCACCUGGGGAUCAAGACACAGGCAUGAUGACAUUAGCCUACAGGCAAAGUCAGGCAGGUUAAAAGACAGCUAUGAAGAUGACCCAGAGCUCACAGCCCAGCUCCAUCAGACUUUGGCAGACUUUGAAGCUGACCUUGCAGAUCACAUAGAUAUAGUCUCAGUGAAGGAGACAACCUAUACCAUGUCCACAGACAGUAAUGAUGUGCCGGUGUCUGUAGUGGACAUGGAUGUGCCAGUCACAGCCAUAGAUGAAGUACUGGAGGAAUAUGAGCGACACACUGUAGAACAUGAGACAAAGUCAGUGACCAGGACUGAGUCAGCUGGCAGCAAAGGUCCAGGCUUUUGUGGCCAGUCCAGUUUGGAGCCACAGAACAAAAACAACAAUGCUUGUACAGCUGCUGACAGUAAUAAAAGCAGCAGUACAAAGACUAAGUCUCAGCCUGAGCAGCAUAGGAUGUCGCAGGAAAACAAGUCUAUAAGUGAUAAAAAGGAUAACAAGAUGCUAGAGACAAAAAUCAAAGGAAAGAGUGUCACUGAUACCGACAGUGUGAAAGAGGAUAAACAAAAAACAACAUCAGCAGUGAAAUCUAAUGUUGACAUGCAGAAACGCAGCAAGAGCACUGAGAUCAAACCUGAUCCUGUAAAAAGUAACACUCAGUCUUUUCAAGAGAAGAAGUCUGUUCUUCCACCAACCAGUCAAAGAUCUGUGUCUUCGGAAAGAGAUGAAGAGUUGCACAGAGUUUACCAGAAUAACUCCAGCCAGAAUGCUUCACAUGGUAAAAUCACUUGUAACGUCACAUCACGCUUCGGUAUGAAAACUUUCACUGUGGUCCCUCCCAAACCUUCUGUCGCUCAUGCUGCUACGGAAGAACCAGCUGUCAAAUUAACUAUCGGUGCCAUUAAGAUUGAUGAUCAAGGAAACAUGGUGAAAGGGGGUAUCUCCCAGAACAAAAUUGGUGGUUCAUCAGAGCCUGGAGUUAAAUCCAGUGAGGGGUCUCCUCUUCUUGGAAAGGCCAAAGCUUUUUGGAGCUCAAAUGAGAGACAAGAAAGUUCUGUGCCCCAAAGCAAAGAUCUCAUUGAUAAGGCUAAAGAGAGCGCAGAUGGCCUGAAAAGUACUCACACUGCAAUCUCAAUAACUGCUUUGAAGAUCAGUGACACUGAGGACCUGAGAACGACACAACCUUCCUUUUAUAAACAUGCAGAGAGAGCCCAGCCUAAAGAGAUGGUCAAAGAAGAAGUUAAAGAACCAGCGAAAGUCAUCAACGUUGCAAAAGAAGAGCGGGUGGAGGUAGAGAGCAAAAUUUCCGUGUCCAAAAACAUUCAACAGCCAAGUAAUAAACCUGCCCUUCCUCCUCCUAUUCUUCCAGACCUGAAAAGAGACCUGUCCUUCCUCAAACCAUCCAGGCGAACCUCAAGCCAAUACGUGGCGUCUGCCAUCAAUAAAUAUGCCCCAAAGACCUCAGCUAAACCCAGCUCCAUCCCUAAUGUGCAUGACUCCCCUGCUUCGUUCGGUUUCCAGAGAUCAGGUCGGUCCAUAAAAGUGAAUCCACACCAAUCUUCCCUGUCAUCUUUGUCAGAUAAUAAGGAGAAUGACUCUGCUUCUAAAUCCAACCCGCCUGGUCCUAAGAGGUCUAUGAGCUUCCCAGAGUAUGUCUCGGAUAUCCAGAGAAAUUUUGGAGAAGCGAGACCGGACAGGGGAGGAUUUGGAAGUUGUGCUGGAUCCACCAAAGGAAGCUCUAAUACACUGGAAACAGAGACAGCCAAGAUUAAGCACAUUCACUCAAAUGGUCCCACCCAAAAAAAUGCAAUCGCCAAUAAUGACAGCGAUCAUAUUCAACAUAUUCGGCUCAGAAGCCCCAGCCCUGUACAAAGCAAUCCUCUACAGUCAUCUGCCAAACCACCCACAGCCCCCAAGACUGUAUCCCAAGGGCUGACAAGUAACCCGAAGGAGGUGACCAAGGCAGCCACCCAUGUAACACCUGAUAUAAAACCACAACCUUCUGUCACAGUGUCAGACAGUGGUGUCACCCCUGAGCCUCCGCCGGUGACACUGUUUGGGCCAGUUAAAAAGUUCAGACCAGUGAUCUGCAGAUCUGUUGAGAAAGACACAUCUCUGCACAGCAACCUGAUGGAGGCAAUCCAGACAGGUGGAGGCAGGGACAGGCUCAAGAAGAUAACCACUCCUGGUCCCAGCACCAUGAAGAAAGCAUCUUAUGUUGAGGAAGAGAAUGAGAGAUCUGCUCUUCUGGCUGCCAUUAGAGCCCAGAGCAGCUGCGGAAGGCUGAGGAAGACCAAAUCUGAGGCUGCUGAUGAGCUUGAGAAGUUCAGGAAGGUGUCUUUGGGGGAGGAGAAAGGUGCAGGCCCUCCCUCCUCUCCCUCUCCCUCUUUGACUUGCACUUCACCUCCUGUCUUUACUCAACAACCACCACCACCACCACCACAGCCACCAGCACCCACGAUUGCACCUCCACCUCCUCCCCCUGCCUUGCCCCAGGGAAAGCCUAGCGCUGUGGCAUAUCCAAGUGCUAACACCCCCGUGAACCCUGCCUUGGCCAGGGAGGCUAUGCUGGAGGCCAUUCGCUCUGGAUCUGCUGCUGAGAGGCUAAAAAAGGUCGCUGUGCCCACAAAGACAGUCCAAGUGAAUGGCAGACUGGGAACAAUCCAAGCAACCUCCUCAACACUCCCUCAGCAGUAGGAGGGGAAGCCUACAUGACAGCACCGAGGAAUACAUUUAUUAUCUUUAUCAUUAAUUAAUUUCUUUUUUUUUGCCAUUGUGCUUUUGCAGCAGACAUUUGGAGAACUGGAUUGAGUCACAUUUUGAGUGAAUGCUAUCUGAAAGUUUUGGGGAACUUAAUCUGAUGUGUGACACAAAUUCGGAAGAAGAAAAUGCGUAUAAAGAAUGAUUUCUACAUGCCAUUUAGAUAAACAAUAAGGGGAAUGUGGCUCUCUUAGUAGCCAAAAACCCUUCUUAUAAAGGUGUGACAGGUGAAAGGUUUGCAGUUAACUCCACUCAUAAUAUCAGAUCUAGCUCCUAACAACAACUUGCUGGAAAAGGUUUAUGUGCAUCUAUAUAACAUAUUCCAUUCCUAAACAUAUCUUGCCAUCUGUACUUGAAUUCAGUAGUUUUAACUGGAAUGUUGUACAAAAAGUGUGCCAAUGAAAGCAAGUUUAAAUGGUUUAUGCUUUUCUGAUCAGAUUUUUUUUUUUUUUUUACCACAGGUAAGUUAUGGAUGCCUUAUACUGUUGCUCGGUCAGUGUUAUGUAUAUGAUGUAUAAAUUCUAUACGGGGUGCAAUAAGUUGGAUCUGAUAAUGUUUCCAGAUUUACUACUACUUAAUAUUUGCUUAACAAAUUAAGAUAACUAAAAACAUAAGAAAAUAAUAGAUAGAUUGUUUGAUUUUGUGUGUGUGUGUGUAAAAGUGUAUUUUAAUCCAGAGCUGGUCCAUAAUGCCAACUUCCACAGUUCUUGGGUCUGAGGAGAAGUAAGAUGUCAGUGACUGACUCGUGCCUUUCAGCUCAGUAUACUCCUGUUUUAGCUUCUAACCUUUAUUUGUGCUGCUAAAAUCUAAAGACAUUGUCGCACAUGGUCGGUGCCCUGCAGAAACUUGUACAGUAGCAAUAUGACGGACUGUGCCUUUGAUGUUCGAUAGAGAAAUUAAGUUGAACCUUACCUUUCCUUGACAUUUCAACAUUUUUGAAGCACUGUUAUUGAAGUAUAUCAAUAGUGGAUGUUGUGAGCAAAGAGAUUAGUUAACUAAUCAGCAAGUCACUACCAGUAUGUAAUGGCAGUCAUAAGAAAGCAGUGGGAAAGCAGCAAUUAAGGUUAUCAAUGGUCUUGGUUUAGGCAAGUGUCAUUGCAUUCCAUUGUGCUCCACUGUAGGUGAAGUUUACAGUGUGGUUUAAAAGGGAGAAUGGACCAUUAAAUGGUGUCAUCAUGGAUAAAGGAGGGUGUCCAUGCUGAAUAAUCUGUAGAAUGAAGAAAAACCUAGAGCAUACUAUCAGGUGUAAAUGAUAAAUCUGAGUAAAGGGAGUUCUAGUUUUAUAUAGAUUUAUUUUAAUUCAUGCUCAGUUAAAACUGUUUUUACUGUUGUAUGUUUUACCUUAAGAGCGUUUGUUUUUUUCUCUCUGAAUAGAAGAGAUUAUUUCAUUUCUGCUAGAUGGCUUCAUCUACACGCAGUAGCCUAAAGCACAUUGUAGAGUUGUAUAUUUUGUAAAGUACAGAGAGAUCAUUGCCGUGAAAGAUUUGAUUUAAGAGAGCUAUUUCACUGAUAGUGUGAACAUUUUAUAAGCUAUUGCUUUUUAAGGUUUAAGUGCACAUUGGGUUUUUUUUUGUUUUUUUGGGGGGAAAGGUUGCACAGUUAUUUUUGUCUACCCUAAUUUUUGAUUCAAU
Molecule: messenger RNA, 6760 nt
Organism: Epinephelus fuscoguttatus (brown-marbled grouper)
Lineage: Eukaryota; Metazoa; Chordata; Actinopteri; Perciformes; Serranidae
Gene: cobl
Product: cordon-bleu WH2 repeat protein
Exons: 19
Coding region: 255-5066 (1603 amino acids)
Biological process (GO): actin filament polymerization; actin filament network formation
Cellular component (GO): dendritic growth cone; axonal growth cone; neuronal cell body
Molecular function (GO): actin monomer binding
Source: RefSeq, a predicted model, not a curated record